Messenger RNA from Pygocentrus nattereri (red-bellied piranha), 860 nucleotides. RefSeq names its product trypsin-3-like. Gene Ontology annotation, biological process: proteolysis. Lineage: Eukaryota; Metazoa; Chordata; Actinopteri; Characiformes; Serrasalmidae. Gene Ontology annotation, molecular function: serine-type endopeptidase activity. The coding region runs from base 28 to 774 and encodes 248 amino acids. The record is from RefSeq and is a predicted model, not a curated record. The transcript has 5 exons.
GCUGAUCAUCCAGCAGUUCCUCCAAUCAUGAAGUGCAUCAUUUUACUGGCUCUCUUUGCUGCGGCAUUCACUGCCCCUGUUGACGCUGAUGAUAAGAUCGUCGGAGGGUAUGAGUGCGCAGCACACUCAUUGCCCUACAUAGCAUCUCUGAAUAUUGGAUAUCACAUUUGUGGAGGCUCUCUGAUUACUACAUGGUGGGUCCUGUCUGCUGCCCAUUGCUACAAGUCCUCUGUUGAGGUGCGUCUAGGUGAGCACAACAUUCAUGUCUACGAGGGCACUGAGCAGUUCAUCUCUUCCUCCAUAGUCAUUCAGCACCCUGAUUACAAUGAUGCUACCUACGACAACGACAUCAUGCUUAUCAAGCUGAGCUCAGCUGCCAUCCUGAAUGAAUAUGUGAGCACUGUGCCUUUGCCCUCACCCUGCAACUUCCCCUCUGCUGGUACCUGGUGUCUGGUCGCCGGAUGGGGAAACACUCUCAGCAGUGGCACAAAUUACCCUUCCACUCUGAGAUGCCUUGACGUUCCUAUCUUGAGUGACAGCACUUGCACAAGCUGUUACCCUGGUGAGAUCACCUCUAACAUGUUCUGUGCUGGCUUCCUAGCGGGAGGCAAAGACUCUUGCCAGGCUGAUUCUGGUGGACCAAUCAUGUGUGAUGGUGUGCAACAGGGUAUUGUGUCAUGGGGUGAUGGCUGUGCCCUAGUGAAUAAGCCUGGUGUCUACACCAAAGUCUGCAAGUACAUCUACUGGAUCAACGGCAUCAUUGAGAACAAUUAGAUCUGUCAGAUGUAGCUUUUUUUUUUUUGUGCCAUCACUUAGUAAUUUCCAAAAUAUCUAGAAAAGAUUAAAAAUCAUUAGCAAAA